AACCUAGAGGAAAAAAAUUAUUCAAUCCUAUGUCAUAUGGUAGGGAUGCAUAUGCAAAUAUGAUUCAAAAGCACUAACAUUAAUCAAGAAUAUAAACAUUGCAUUUGGCCUGGACAAAUGUAUAAAAUUGAAAAAAAAAAAGAAAAGCAAAUAAACUAUAGCGAGGUUAAGUUGAAUUUUGCAUGCCCGCCAUUGUGCAAAACAUAAAAUUUCUUAUUCAACUCUAUGUCAUCAGGCGGGUGGUGUCUCAAUUGGCGCCGGACAAACCGUAUCGCAAUCUAGAAGUUCUAUUGUACUCGCCCAUAACGUUAGGCAUCAAGUUUUACGAUUUUUAUAAAUCCCGCUAUCUUGCUUGGAUCGGAGCACCACACCAUGUCCGGCAUUGUAAAAUGCUCGCCAAAUACAUGGUGCCAGCUUCUGCAGAAGGCUUCACAUUCAUAUGGAAUAUGAUGGGACGUCUCUCUCGUUCCUUGACAGGAUCUUCAAGAAUCGGUAUCGGAUAUAUUCGUGUUUUUCAUAUGGUACCUGAGGAAAUUAUGAUCGGUGUGGAAGCCCGUGAUUAAACAUAGGUCGCUUCUUUCUAGUUUCAGGAGCUUAUGUGCCAUGACGUGCCGUUCUACUGCACGUUGCUUCCAACGGCAAACCGAUUUCUUCUGUGCCCACUGCGAUACCAUCCUGUUAAUUUGGUUUCUUGGUACGCCAUAGAAAGAUUCAAGAUCUAACAUGGCUAGACAGACAAUUUUUUCGUUGAGCUCAAAACCCGAAUGCCUAAGCACAUAUAUUAGAUACACAUCGUUGCGCCAGUCUAGUUCAUUCAAUGUCUGAAGGCAGCCUAGGCAUAAACCUAGAUGUUAAUAUUCACCCCUUUAGGGACUUAAAGGUGGCUUGACUGUCGGAGUAAAUGCAGAUUAGCUCUCUCCUGCACAACCUUAUUAUGCAUUUAGACGAACAUGCGGAGAUUUCGUAAACUUCUGCAUCUAAUAUAAGGGGAGGGAGGGGCGUCGGGAAUAAAAGUUUCUACAAAAUAUUUUCCCAAAAAUUAUGACAACUCUAUCCCUCUUGGCGGUAGGUUGCAUACUGAGCUAUUUACGGAUUAAGAGAGGCGGUAUUUAUUUAUCUAUUUAGUACAAGUACAUUCCGUUACACUUACAAUCCCCAGCAGAUCUAUAAAAGUACUCCUUUUAAACUUAUUGAAAAUAACUAAUAUAGAGUUCUUAACUAAUUGAAUCAUCACUUUAUAAAAUGAACAAGCUUCACGGAGAACAUUGGCUGAGUUCGGCUAAAGUUCACCUUCGCAAAAAUUACCGCCCUUGAUAUGAUUUCUGGAAGUCGAAAAACUAUCGUAGAAUUGGCAGCUCCCGUUAAAAUUAAAGUCCAAAACUGUCAAUGGAUGAAAUAAUUCGUAAUUUAUCGGAGAGUGGAGCAACUUAAUUAACACCUAAUGCCUACUAGAUCGAAAUUACCUCAACAAAAAUUUAUAAUGACGAAAUACCUAGCGCUCGGCGAGUUUUAUCCAGAAAUUUUGAAAAUUAUAAAUUUUUUUCACAUAACGAAUUUUCAAAUUAAGGUAUCAUAGAGGAAUGGUCAUAGAAGUGAUCCGAAUCGAACCAUUUUCAAUCGCUUUCGUUCUUAGGCCAAAAUAAGCCAUAAAUUGCGUCCUAUAAGUUAAAAGGGAGAAUACAUGGGCAGACAUCAGACGGACAGACCGCCGGACCAGCGUAGAUCGCCUCAGAAAUUGAUUGUUAAUACGAUUCUGAGCCGAUCGAAAAUAAAAGAAAAUUUGCUACAAAAUAAUUGUUGCAACGGCAGCAUGGGCGGUAGCAAUUUUGUAAGCGGAACAAAUAGUUUUCCUGAGAAAGACGAUCCUGGCGACGGUUUGGGACCACUACCGCCAAAAUGGGAAACUGCGUAUACCGAAAGAGGUGAAUUAUAUUUUAUCGAUCACAAUACCGGCACAUCGCAUUGGCUGGAUCCACGUUUAUCAAAAUUUCAAAAAAAGUCUCUAGAGGAAUGCGGUGAAGAUGAGCUGCCUUAUGGUUGGGAAAAGAUAGAAGAUUCCCUAUACGGCACGUACUAUAUAGAUCAUGUAAAUCGACGCACUCAGUAUGAAAAUCCAGUUCUCGAAGCAAAACGUAGAGCAGCUGAGCAAAGGCAAAAACAACAAAGUCCUCACCAACAGCAGCAAGUAAAUUCUCAACAACGACCGCAAACGCCAUCAUCACAAAGUAUUUUAAAUGGUGCUGGAGCAAGUACUGCGUUAAGUUCAGUAUCGUCUGGUUCGACGAUGUCCACCGUAGAUAUAUCUCAACGAGCUAUGCAUCCACCACCGCCCGGCGAACUUCAUAACGCGAAUAGAACUUUAUUGCCGUACAAAUUUACACGGAAUCCGUCUGAAAUGCAAGGGGAACGUAUCACCAGAACACUUUUAAAAUCCGCUCGAGGUUUAGGUAUAACAAUUGUGGGUGGCGAUGAUGGCGUAGAAGAAUUUCUACAGAUUAAAUCCAUUGUACCGAAUGGCCCAGCAUGGCUCGAUGGACGAUUGCAAAUGGGUGACGUUCUUGUUUAUGUAAACGACACUUGCGUAUUGGGUUUUAGUCAUCAUGAAAUGGUCAAUGUUUUCCAGUCAAUUAUGCCAGGUGAAACGGUUACAUUAGAGAUAUGCCGUGGUUAUCCUUUGCCCUUUGAUCCAAACGACCCAAACACUGAAGUUGUAACCACCAUAGCGGUUGAUGGUCUCAAUUCAGAAUCAGAGAAGCAAGGACACCUCCUUAUGGAUCUCAAUAUGGACGGGAAUUACAAUUUUCUGGAUUCUUCCAUUGGCAGUAAUAGCAAUCCGGGCAAUAAACUAAGUACUCUCGAUACCAGUGGUUUUAUAUUAAUGAAAAAACCGGAACUUCAUACCAUUUCGAUUCUAAAAGGCGCCAUGGGUUUUGGUUUUACUAUAGCUGAUUCCGCAUUUGGUCAGAAAGUUAAGAAAAUCUUGGAUCGGGCUUGUUGUAAUGAAUUGCAGGAGGGAGACAUUCUCUUAGAAAUUAAUGAUGUCGACGUCAAAAAUAAAUCGCAUUUAGAAGUGGUGCAAAUAUUAAAGGAUUGUUCGAAAACAGAACCGACUUCAGUCAAAAUACAAAGGUCCACUAAAAAUUCCAAUUCAGUUUUACCAAAUUCUUCCACAACAGUUGCUGAAAGUGUAGCUAAGCUACGAAAAAAUUUUAUGGGUACUGCCACUGGCAUCGGAAGCAAUGCUUUGUUUCGCAGCAAAACUCCCACUGCCGAUUUAUAUAGUACAAUGCAAAAAGAGAUUUUGCCCAUACGUCCCAAGACACCACUUGUCGAUACACGAUGCGUGCGAACCAAUUCUUCGGGCACCAAGUUUGCUGAAGAACAGGAUUUAGGUGCUGUCGACAAUAGCAACGUAGAUAACGGUCCGGUUGAGCAGUGUUCGUUGACCGAAAGCAAAUCUCAAUUAACCGAACUGAACAAAUCGCGUAAUUCCCUCUCAGAAGCGGAAAUCGCAAACCACGAUAUCCCAUUUAUGGACCCGUAUCCGAAAAUGGUUUCUAGUCUCAGUGAACGUUUAGCAUGCGUCAGCAUGCCUACCGAUGGAUUACCCCCAUCUUCAGCAGAAAAUGGAUAUUUACGUACAACAGCGUCAGGGGUACCAAAUUAUGAAAAUCAAUCAGACUAUAUUAGCACUGGUAGUGGCAAUUGCAGUUCCAUAUAUGGUCUGGCGCAAAUGCCGCCAAUAAUGAGUCCCUUAAGCGGUGGUUUAUAUGGGCAGCAAGUAAAUUCAAUAGCUCCGUUGGGUUCGAUGGCACCCAUUGCACCCAUUACAUACCAUUACCAUCAUGACUCCUGCUUUUGCUGUGAGUGCCAAGAUUAUCGCAACAAUCGCUUGAGAAAUGUUAACUCUACGCAUCAUCCUCUCCCUCAGCAAGCCUUUUACACCGGUUACUCAAUAGCAUCGAAUUUACACAAUCAUUCACCUGCCUCUUUAUCCAGUUUCCAAGCAGCUCAUUUUCAAAAUGAACGAAUGCAAAAACGUGUUAAUGAAUUGCUCAGUGAUCGUAGACGUGUGGGACUUUCCCCCCUCGAACACAAUCACAAUUUAGCUAAUGCCCCGGUCAAUGAAUAUGCAUCUUCACCCAUGCCUCAACAACCGCCGCCAAUAUUGCAUCAACAUCCGCAACAUCCGCAACACUCACCUGUUGUCAGUGGUAUUUCUCAAGUAGCGGGCAGUAAUUGGCAUAACAAUGGGAUGAUGCAAGCACCCGUAGCAUUAGUACGUAAUGGUGGUUUAGUCGAGUCAACAGAUAUUUUAGACGGGUCAGGCGAACAGUAUGUGUUGUCGGAAGUUACUUUGCAGCGUCAAGCAUUAGGGUUCGGCUUCCGUAUCGUUGGCGGCACGGAGGAGGGCUCGCAAGUGACAGUUGGGCAUAUUGUACCCGGAGGUGCAGCAGACCAUAAUCAUCGCAUUGCCACUGGAGAUGAGAUAUUAAGCAUAGAUGGCAUUAAUGUGGUUAAUGCUUCACAUCACAAAGUUGUUUCGCUAAUGGGAGAAGCAGCACUGCGUGGCCAAGUGACCAUGAUAUUGAGACGACGUGCUCGCAAUACUUCAACGAUUUAUCAGAAUUCUCUCCCUGUUCAUUUACUGCAGCAGUCCGCCAUGCCAAGGAGCACUUCUGCAAUACAUUAUUCUUACGAUGUCAUUGUAACACGUCACGAAAAUGAAGGCUUUGGUUUCGUUAUUAUAUCAUCAUCCAAUCAAUAUUAUGGAUCCACCAUCGGAAAGCUCAUACCAGGCAGUCCGGCUGAUCGUUGCGGAGAGUUAAAAGUAGGUGAUCGUAUACUUGCCGUGAAUCGCGUAAAUAUUGCAGGGAUGUCACACGGCGAAGUAGUGAACCUUAUCAAAGAAUCAGGAUUACAUGUGCGCCUAACGAUUACGUGUUCUAAAGAAGGAAACAGCAUGAACCCUGCACCAGUUGGAAGUAGCAACAGUUUACAAUUAAAUUCAGCUCAAGCUUCACCAGGUCAAAUCUCCCAAGCAGGGAUUGAAAAUACAGAUGUCGGCUUCUUUGAAAGGCCAUUAUUAAGCGCCGGUUCCAACUCGGGCUCUAUUUCAUCCUCAACCUCUUAUAUGCCGACUUCUCUAACAUCAUCGAAAGCUUUACCUACACCGCCUCAAUUAUGACUUUGAGAUUUGCGUAUUAAACUUCUCAAAAGUUUCCUUUAGUAUAUCCGAAAGCCAUUAUAAUUGAGAUUGGUCAGGCCUUUCCCACCAUUAUCGCUUAUUGUGCGUUAGUUACACACAUUCACAGUCAGGCACAGUUAAUUCCUUAUUGUAAGAUUAUUUUUAAUCAAACUUAUUAAUGCAAUUUCCCAUCCAAAGACUGAUUUUUCUCAAACGCAAACUUCUAGCGUAAUUGUAUUUCACUGCUAAACACAUAUCAAGUUAUUUCAUUCUUUUCAUGUUUAUAGAACGACUUUGACAAAUGCACAUAUCGUUUAUUUAUAACAA
This is a messenger RNA of Glossina fuscipes, 5515 nucleotides long. RefSeq names its product membrane-associated guanylate kinase, WW and PDZ domain-containing protein 1 (gene Magi). Gene Ontology annotation, cellular component: cytoplasm. The record is from RefSeq and is a predicted model, not a curated record. The transcript is spliced from 6 exons. Gene Ontology annotation, biological process: hippo signaling. Lineage: Eukaryota; Metazoa; Arthropoda; Insecta; Diptera; Glossinidae. Bases 1682 to 5188 code for a protein of 1168 amino acids. Gene Ontology annotation, molecular function: protein binding.